GAUUGAGUUUCAGUGGAUGAAUAUGGACCGUUAGUUUUCCCUCGCUUUCCUAUCUUAUAUCUGUGUCCCUCAAAACAUCAUCAGCAAAGAGAAGAGAGAAGAGAAAAAGCAAAGAAAUGAACACUCUCUUCCAAAUCAAACCUCCCUCUGUGAUUUCAUCAACCAUACAAAUCCCUGAAAUCAAAUUCCAAACUGGUUCUAAUCAGUUCAAACCCAAGAGUAUUUCAAAUUCUUUCAAAUUUGUCAUUUAUAAAUCUCUUCCUUUUGCUGCUUCUGUUUCUUUGCUUCUCUCUGCCACUCCAGCUAGCGCUGGAAUUAUGUCUGGUUUUUCUGGGUUAGAAUCAGUUCCUGGUCCAGAGCUUCCUAAGAUCGACUUUCUCGCCAAGAUCAAUGAAGAAAACCAGAAGAAGUAUGCAGAAAAUGAUGCAAGAUUCAAAUCGUCUCCCAUACUUAAAGAACUACUAGAGCGAUCCAAGAAUAACAAAGAAAAGCAUAAGAACCGGUGACUGACAAGCCUGUUGCUGAAUUUCGAGAAGCAGGUACCUGCAUGCGUGAAAAUACAGACUUCCAUAAUUAUGAGACUUGUUCUUUUAUACAAACUACUCUAGCAAUUCAUGGGUGCGGGACAUGGUUGUGCUUUAUGAUUCAUUGCAACUUGCACACAAGUCUAUUCUAAAUUCCUUCUAUGGAUAUGUUAUACGCAAGUGAGUUGCUGAUACAGUGUAGUAAUGGUGAAAGUUUGCAAGAAUUGUCUCCAUUAAUGCAAAAAAAAACAAAAAAAUCAUUCUAAAUCUGAGCUUCCAUUUCAGACAAUUUUAUCAUACAACACUAAAACAAAGUUAUACUCCUAUUCACAUUCUAAAUCAAACUCAUUUCAGACA
This is a messenger RNA of Mercurialis annua (annual mercury), 881 nucleotides long. RefSeq lists its product as uncharacterized. NCBI's taxonomy places the organism in Eukaryota, Viridiplantae, Streptophyta, Magnoliopsida, Malpighiales, Euphorbiaceae. The coding region runs from base 117 to 506 and encodes 129 amino acids. The record is from RefSeq and is a predicted model, not a curated record. The transcript has 4 exons.